AUGUCGCUGCGGCCUAGCCGUUUUGCCUUCAGCGAGGACCGCCUCAAGGCCAUCUGGCGGGAUCCCGAGAACUUCCAGCGGAAAAGCGUGUACGAGUGGCAUCAGAUCGUGGACCAUGACUCUGAACAUGGGCUUCCUGAUCAAAGAGCGGCAAGAAGGCUGUGCCUGCAGUUUUCCAAAGAUGUCGAAGACCCUAAGUUUUCUCUGGCACGCUUGGAUGCAAGCUACAGUGCAACAUGGCGACCUCCUAACUUAGGGAGGGCAGUAGAUAUUGAGGGUCAGGUUCUCGGCCGCGCCAUCGAGAUCCUGGGACAGCAGCCUGCUACUCCUCCGACCAUUCUGGACGCCCUUCCAUUCGGUACUGUAUCAGAGAACCACUAUGUGCUACCGCUUAAUGGCGCAGAACAUCAUGCCGAGGUGGUCUCAGACCUUGCUUGGGACAACCUGCUCGUCGUCAACUUCGUGGAUACGAUCGUCCUGCGCCUGGUGUUAUGUAUCGCGCAGUCCCAGCUGACGCGUCAGUACGGCCCGGCAUCGAUUGUGCGACUCUUGAAUGCGACCAUUCAACUGCUCCGAACGAGUCUCGAUCUUGCGUCUGAACAAGGCGCCAAAGACCAGAAAUGGAUCAUAGUAUGUGCCUUUCUCUGGACCUCGUGGUCUAGAAUCCUGCUGCUCAGACUCGGGGCGGCGGUGGGCCGGCAGCUGCAAGGGUUCGACUACAACAUGAGAGGAUUAAAUUCGAUCCGAUUUCUGGAUGUUGUGCCGGAAGUUGUCGAGUGUCGCCGACGGAUCCUGGACAGGGAGCUCAAAGCUACACCAUACCUCUGUGCAUGGGCGUACCGGAACCUCACCGAGGACCGAGCAUCCAUUUCAACCGACCUUCGGCGUUUUCACCAAGUCUACCAUGCUUGUUUCGGGACGAAGCUGGCAAUCUGCAACUCAGGAUCCAAGCAAUGUAGCGGGGUGUCCUCGAUCGUAUGUGGGCGAUUCGAGCAAACACCAGUGACUAAUCAAUCAUCUCACGCGCCAGGUUGUCGAGGAGAUUGCGAUCGACUCUUUUGGAUCAGGGAAUCGUUCAUCGCUGUGUCGGGCCCCAAAGCAGUCGACAUCACGGCCACAGAUGCAACAGGUCUACGCUACUGUGAGUCCACAGAGAAGACCUUGACCAUAUCUCAUGUCUGGAGCCACGGCCAGGGAGGCAGACCCAACCGUGGUGGCGCCGAAGGCACGGGGUUCAACUCAUGCCUGCACCGGCGCUACUCGAAGCUGGCCUUGUCAAUGGGGUGUUCGUCGUAUUGGAUGGACACCGCUGCCAUUCCAAGCGAGCCAGAUCUACGCUGGGAUUGUAUCGCGAACAUCACGAGAAUCUUUUCCACCAGUGAGACCACGCUUGUCUGUGACCGUGACAUCAUGACCAUUGAUAUUUCCGAUCCUUGCCCCGAGACCUGUGAGCAACUACUGGCCGCGCUACUCGUUUGCGACUGGAACAUGAGGGCUUGGACGUUGCUGGAAGCAAUGCGAGGUAGGCAUUCCCUCGUCUUGCUCUGCCGCGACGACAAGGUGAUCAGUGUCAGAGAGACACUGGAGACAGUCUACGCCCGCGGAAGGGUCGACAUGGUGAUCCCGUUCAUGAUGCGCUCGUACCUGCUCCCUCCAGACGACAUCACCGACAUGGAGUUGUUUGAAGGCGGAGGCUCCGUGGCAACAGAAGAAGACCAACAGAUCGCACAGGGCUUUGUCAGCAUUGGUGAGGCUGCCGCCCUCCUCAGCCAUCGGCAUGCCACCCGCGACGACGACGACCUACUUAUAUGGAAUCUCCUCGCCGGUGACGUGGAGACGUCGGAUCCUACACAGAUGUGGAGGCGCCUGGUCGGCAAGAGGAUAUCGACGGGCGCGUUGGUCUCCAGCGCCCCCAGGCUUCGAGGUGUGCCGGGCUUCCACUGGGCACCUAGUCGGCCGACAAUGCCUCGAAGGACGACCGGCUCGUCGAGCCACGAGAAAACUUUUCCGGCCUCUGAUGGUGUGGAUAUGAAAGAUGGCCACAUCACUGCAGAAGGCUUACGGGCCAGGUGGCUUGCAUUCAAGUUUGACGUUCCGGCUCGUGGGCUGCAGAGUGAUGAUUUAGGCCUCGGUGAGGGCUCCCUUGAGAACAAACUGGCCGAAAUCGCCCGGCGGCACCUGGACCACCUGCCGAAGGGUAUUAUGCUUCAAGCGUGUCCGGCCAGAGGGCCGGCAAAUGUCCCGAUCCCCUACCAAGGCUCCAUCAAUCCUCUACUGGUGGUUUGUGCAUCUGAGGAUGGGAUACGCUGGGAGUGGAAAGGUAUCUACGAAUGGGACCGGCACGUUCAACUGCCGCCAUUCGCUUUGGAGGAGAUUCUGCUUGUCUAG
Messenger RNA from Capronia epimyces CBS 606.96, 2388 nucleotides. RefSeq lists its product as uncharacterized. The transcript has 2 exons. The coding region runs from base 1 to 2388 and encodes 795 amino acids. The record is from RefSeq and is a predicted model, not a curated record. Lineage: Eukaryota; Fungi; Ascomycota; Eurotiomycetes; Chaetothyriales; Herpotrichiellaceae.